AUGACCGUGCCUUUGGAAAUUCCGCCUUCAUCCUUCUUCGAGUCUGUGCUGGAGGUCUCCCUAGUAGUAGUUGAGAAAACCACAAGGCCAUUGCUGUACCUAGUAGAAGGUGUCGCGGUAUCCAAGGCUUCUGUUCUAACAGUCAGUGACCGUGAUACUGAUGCCGACACUGGUUCAGAUUUUGAUUCUGCUGAUAGAGAUGAUGAUGACGAGGUUCCGGAGGAUGAAGGCGUGUACACGAGCCUGUUACGAGGUCUAAUCCCAGAGGGCCAACAACCUUUGUACCUGAGACGGCCGCCACGCUAG
Molecule: messenger RNA, 306 nt
Organism: Linderina pennispora
Lineage: Eukaryota; Fungi; Kickxellomycota; Kickxellomycetes; Kickxellales; Kickxellaceae
Exons: 1
Coding region: 1-306 (101 amino acids)
Source: RefSeq, a predicted model, not a curated record